This is a messenger RNA of Psylliodes chrysocephalus, 2421 nucleotides long. NCBI's taxonomy places the organism in Eukaryota, Metazoa, Arthropoda, Insecta, Coleoptera, Chrysomelidae. The record is from the annotation of a GenBank genome assembly.
AAAUUUAAAUUUUUCAGAAAAAUGCGGAUCGACGCCUCCCCUCCUCCAUGAAACGUUCCAACUCCCAAACAAUGGUGGCCAGGCGAGAAAACUCCUUCAAAACUCCAUCGACGUCGCGCGGUUCAAGUCCGGUGCGUAACGGGAACCAAAAGCCGAAAACCAACGCUUCUCCGGGCACCAACCGGAAAUCUCCGGUGAAAUCGAGUUUUAGGAAAGGACAGAGUCCCGAUAGAAGGAAAGAGAACGGGACCGAUGUUAAGGAGGUGAAAUCUAGAGGAAGCAGUCCGGCGAGGAUCGUUGAGGCUUUGCCGAGAUCAAGGGGUAGCGAAAACGGCAGCAUAGAACGAUUAGACGAAGACAACAAUCUUCAAAGAAUAAUCACGAAAUAUAGCGAAAUCGAUGACAAUAUUAACGUAGUUCUAAGAGUUCGACCUUUGGGCGAUAAGGAAAUAAAACAUGGAGAGGAAUCAAUCGUACAAUUCCCUGGAAAUGGUCAAGUGAUGGUUGACGGCAUACCAGGAGGACCCAGCGGUGGUCAGAAACCGAAACUUUUCUCCUACAACGUGGUUUUCGAACCCGCCGCUACUCAAGAAGACGUUCUACAAUUUUCCGGUAUGAAACGCCUCAUCGAAAUGGCAGUCGAAGGAUUCAGAUGUACCUGCUUUUGUUACGGGCAAACGGGAAGCGGGAAAACGCAUACGCUUACCGGUCCUCCGGGUCUUUUUGGUCUUAAGACGGCUCCGUAUAGCGACAAGCACGGUUUGGUGUUCAGAUCUUUUAUGUACCUUUUUCAACUGAUUCAAGAACAACCCGAAGUACAUUUUGUUCUUAAAGCUAGCUUUUUGGAAAUCUACAACGAAAAAGUAAUCGAUUUGUUAAAUCCUGGUAGCGCUCGGAAACCAUUGGCGGUGAGAUGGAGCAAAAAAGCCAGAGGUUUUUUCGUAGAAAAUCUAUUUUCCGUAGACUGCGAGGAAUUUGAUGAUUUGUUGGCGGUAUUGGAAGAGGGAAUGAGAAAUAGAUCAGUGGGAAGGCACAACAUGAACGAUUAUUCCAGUCGUAGCCACACUAUACUGAGUGUCAAUAUAACUUCUGAGCAACCGGCUGAAGAUGGCGUGUUCAUAUCUCGUUCAGGAAAAAUUAAUUUUGUGGAUUUAGCUGGCAGCGAGAUGACUAAAAAAACACAAAGCGAAGGGAAGACGUUGGAAGAAGCUAAUAAUAUAAACAAGAGUCUGAUGGUACUGGGAUACUGUAUAUCUUCUUUAAGUGAUACAAAACGCACUAAGGGUCAUAUACCGUACCGAGAUUCCAAAUUGACCAAACUUCUAGCCGAUUCCUUAGCCGGCAAUGGUGUAACAUUAAUGAUAGCAUGUAUAUCACCAGCAAAAUCCAACAUCCAUGAAACACUUAACACGCUCCGAUAUGCUGCUAGAGCAAAAAAAAUACGCACCAAGCCCAUCGUGGUAAUGGACCCCAGAGAGGCGCUAAUAUUGAACCUAAAAAGAGAACUAUCUACGUUGCAAAACGAAAAUCAACACUUAAAAUCGGCUCUAAACGCUUAUUCUGGUUCUACAGUGAGCGACUUUUCUUCAGAAAGAAGAAUUUUAGAAACUCCUCCGCACGUAGAUUUGGAAGAAUUGGCAAAUUUGGAAGGACCCGAACUGGCUGAACUUGUCAGAUUGUAUAUGAAGGAAAAUGAAGCUCUUAGGAGAGAUAAUGCUGAGUUGUUUACAACUAGAGACACUUUACAAAGGGAUCAUGAGGUUGUUUGUAGGGAAAACGAGAGACUAUUGAAGAAAUUGGAAGAAGUUAACUCAAUAUGUUGCAGCUCGCCUUUAAUUCCAGCUAGACCAGCUUAUUCCGCCGAGGUGCAAACUAACGUCGAUAAUACCAAUAUUUGGACUAAUCCUGUACCCGAGAAAUCUUCACAAAUACCAGAAUCGAUUCGAAAAGAAUUGGACAAACGGCAAAUAGGGAAUAGUAAUCAGACCAUAGGACAUCGUAGACAUAAUUCUUUGGAAGACAAGGCUAGCGCUACAAAAGCAAGACGCGUACAGAUUAAUCAAUCUGAAAAUGAGGAUAGCAAAAGAAAUGUUACAGAAAUGACAGCUGAUGAUCGGAAGAAAGAGUUCCAAAGAAGAUAUUCGAUAGCGAACAAAGAUGGCAUACAAAGAAAUUCCGAAAUUUUUGGGAGCACCAUAUCUUUAAACGACGAAGAUGAACUUAGUUGAAAAAUAUUCAAAUUCAGAAAUGUAACUUAACAAAGUACAUCACAGUAAUACUUUUAUUGAACAAUUUUGUGAAAUUACUAGUAAUAAAUAGUUUUUAAAGCAAAAAGUCUUCUGCAAUCGUUUGUUGUGAGUAAUUGAGAAAUAAUUAUAUUUUAGCAAGAGAGAAACUGUUUAUAUUGUAAUUAUGAGAGAU